ACGAACACAAAUUUUAAUAACAGAGAUAAUUCGAGGUUAUGAACUCAUCAUUUCUUUGUUGAUAAUUUUUUUAAGCAAAUUGUUAAACUUAUGACGUUUUUUUAUAAGAAUUUUUCCUUGAAAAUUGUUGUUGAAUUAAGCGAGUCAUUUGUUUUCUAAUUUUAUGUGUUUAUAACAUUAUUAUUUUUUAAGCCAAAGAGGCUGUCAUCAUGAGUAAAAUGUACUCAACUGCAAAUCUCUCAGACAAGGAGUUAAAGGAACAGGGAAAUCGGCUGUUUACUCUUCAUAAAUACGAGGAUGCUGCCAAUUGUUACUCCAAGGCAAUUAUUAAAAAUCCGAAUCAAGCGCUAUACUUCACGAAUCGAGCUUUGUGCCAUCUGAAAUUGAAACGAUGGCAGUCUUCCUGUCAGGAUUGCAGACGUGCAUUGGACAUCGAUCCAUGUUUGGUGAAAGGUCAUUUUUUCCUAGGACUAGCCCUUUUGGAAUUGGAAUUAUACGAUGAGGCUAUUAAACAUCUGCAAAGAGCGGUGGACUUGGCAAAGGAGCAGAAGCUAAAUUUCGGGGACGAUAUGACCUGUGUCCUGAGACAAGCACGUAAACGUCGAUUUCAGCUCAAAGAAGAACAACGAAUUGCACAGGAUAUAGAACUCCAAACAUACCUAAAUCAACUGAUAAUCGAAGAAGCGCAACGUAAUCUCACUGUUUUAAAGGAUAAAGAAGAAACGGAAAAUAAAACCGAAGCCGAUUUGGCGCAAUGUCGUGAAGAAAUUGAAGAAAAACGUGAUACUUGUAUAACAAGAUUAAACGAUCUGUUUUCAAAAGUCGAUGAUAGACGACGGAAACGGGAUGUGCCAGAUUAUUUAUGUGGCAAAAUCAGUUUUGAAAUUCUCCAGGAGCCUGUAAUCACACCAAGUGGAAUAACCUACGAGCGUAAAGAUAUUGAGGAACAUCUUCAAAGGGUGGGACAUUUUGAUCCUGUCACACGUGUUCGUCUAACACAAGAUCAAUUAAUUCCGAAUCUUGCAAUGAAAGACGUCGUUGAUUCAUUUCUUCAAGAAAAUGAAUGGGCACUUGACUACUAAAAUUUUUCGCCCAAAAAUAUAUGUAAGUUCAGUCGUCAUGACGUCAAAUGAUAGAAUUAUACUAUAACUAAUUUAUUUUUAUUAUUCAAGCUUAAAAUAUAAUUUUUAAUCUUGUUAAAACGCACCAAUAUACACAGCCAAUUUUUUUUAUAGCAAUUGAUUUGUUAUAUCAAAAGAUAAAUUUAUUUUUAGUUUCAUAUUUAAUCUAUAUGUAUAUCGCAAAGACAAUAGUUUAGAUACAAAUGUGUCUUUAAUUUUUGUCUACAAAUGUUUUAUAAUAAAUCAAUUAGUCUUUUUUGAAA
Messenger RNA from Leptopilina heterotoma, 1384 nucleotides. RefSeq names its product E3 ubiquitin-protein ligase CHIP (gene STUB1). Gene Ontology annotation, molecular function: protein-folding chaperone binding; ubiquitin protein ligase activity. Gene Ontology annotation, cellular component: Z disc; cytoplasm. The coding region runs from base 210 to 1082 and encodes 290 amino acids. The record is from RefSeq and is a predicted model, not a curated record. Gene Ontology annotation, biological process: proteasome-mediated ubiquitin-dependent protein catabolic process; protein quality control for misfolded or incompletely synthesized proteins; positive regulation of proteolysis. The transcript is spliced from 4 exons. NCBI's taxonomy places the organism in Eukaryota, Metazoa, Arthropoda, Insecta, Hymenoptera, Figitidae.